UCGGCUGGCUAACUGCAUUAAUCAUUGACUUGAAAUUAGUUUGGAAUUUGGAGUUUGGAACGGUGUUGAUGGCCUCGGAGAUAGCGGUGGUGGAGGAUGAGAUCGAGUUUGAGCAACGAUGUCUAUACGUCGGCGGCGUAUGGAGACAAGGAGAAGCUUCAGAGAUUGGUAGAGAGCGAGGGUUACUCAAUCUCCGACCCUGAUGGCCACUUGUCUGCUCUCAACAAUCGCACUGCGGCGGCUCAGUACAUCAUUGAGCAUGGUGGAGAUGUUAAUGCUGCAGAUCAUACAGGACAAACAGCAUUACACUGGACUGCAGUUGAAGGUGCAAUCCCAGUUGCAGAGAUUUUACUCCAAGUGGGUGCUCGCAUAAAUGCUAUGGAUAUGUAUGGUUAUCAGCCAGCUGUUUUAGUGUAAAGAAAACAAAAAACAAAUGCAUCAGCAGCUUGUAAACACUGACAGAAUGUUUGUGUUUA
This is a messenger RNA of Ipomoea nil (Japanese morning glory), 476 nucleotides long. RefSeq names its product protein S-acyltransferase 24-like. The transcript has 3 exons. Lineage: Eukaryota; Viridiplantae; Streptophyta; Magnoliopsida; Solanales; Convolvulaceae. Gene Ontology annotation, cellular component: Golgi membrane. Gene Ontology annotation, biological process: protein palmitoylation. Gene Ontology annotation, molecular function: palmitoyltransferase activity; protein binding. Bases 97 to 417 code for a protein of 106 amino acids. The record is from RefSeq and is a predicted model, not a curated record.